AGUUUUCCAAUCAGCUGCUGAGGGAUGAUGGUGUUGAAUGCUGAACUGAAGUAUAUGAACAGCAUUCUGACAUAGGUGUCUUUAUUGUCCAGGUGGGUGAGAGCCAGGUGGAGUGUGGUAGAGAUGACGUCAUCUGUUGAGCGGUUGGGGCAAUAUGCAAAUUGCAGUGGGUCCAGUGAAGGAGGAAGCUGGUCUUUAAUGUGCCUCAUGACAAGCCUCUCGAAACACUUCACGAUGAUUCGAGGUCGUUUCUAUCGGUGCACAGACGAGGCCAAACACACACCAGAAGAGUGCAAGGGCACGUUUGUAGUGUAUAAGGAUGGGGAUAUGAAUCACCCCAUGGUAAAGGAGAGAUUUUGGGUGAACAGUGACUUCAACUUUGACAACGUGAUGAUGGGGAUGCUAGCACUUUUCACUGUCUCGACAUUUGAAGGCUGGCCCCAUGAUGCUAACUAGCAAAAUAAGAGAGGAACGUCACAUCAGCAUG
Pygocentrus nattereri (red-bellied piranha) is the source of this 487-nucleotide messenger RNA. RefSeq names its product voltage-dependent L-type calcium channel subunit alpha-1D-like. NCBI's taxonomy places the organism in Eukaryota, Metazoa, Chordata, Actinopteri, Characiformes, Serrasalmidae. The record is from RefSeq and is a predicted model, not a curated record. Gene Ontology annotation, biological process: calcium ion import across plasma membrane. Gene Ontology annotation, molecular function: high voltage-gated calcium channel activity. Gene Ontology annotation, cellular component: voltage-gated calcium channel complex. The transcript is spliced from 4 exons. Bases 124 to 456 code for a protein of 110 amino acids.